AUGUCGUCCAUGCGAGGCCUGGUCCAGUUCAUCGCCGACUUGCGAAACGCACGGGCUCGAGAACUCGAAGAGAAGCGCAUCAAUAAAGAACUUGCCAACAUUCGCCAGAAAUUCCGCGACGGCAACUUGAAUGGCUAUCAGAGGAAAAAAUACGUCUGCAAAUUGCUGUACGUCUAUAUACAGGGUUACGAUGUUGAGUUCGGACACUUGGAGGCCGUCAAUUUGAUUUCGGCAAAGAAUUAUUCGGAAAAGCAAAUUGGGUACUUGGCCGUUACUUUGUUCUUGCAUGAGCAGCAUGAGCUGCUCCAUUUAGUGGUGAAUAGUAUCCGGAAGGAUUUGUUGGAUAUGAAUGAGUUGAACAAUUGCCUGGCGUUGCAUGCCAUUGCGACUGUUGGUGGGAGGGAGUUGGGUGAAGCUUUGAGCUCGGAAGUCCAUAGGCUUUUGAUUUCACCAACAUCUAAAUCUUUCGUCAAGAAGAAAGCCGCUUUGACCCUGCUCCGUCUCUACCGAAAACACCCCUCAAUCGUCCAGCCGGAAUGGGCUGAGCGUAUCAUCUCAAUCAUGGACGACCCGGAUAUGGGUGUGACGCUAUCGGUCACAUCUCUUGUGAUGGCUCUGGUGCAAGAGAACCCGGAACAAUACAAAGGAAGCUAUGUCAAAGCUGCUCAACGACUAAAGAAGAUCGCUGUAGACGGAGACGUGUCGGCUGAUUAUCUCUACUACCGGGUACCUAACCCGUGGCUUCAAGUAAAGCUGCUUCGACUGUUGCAAUAUUAUCCUCCAUCUGAUGACACUCAUGUCAGAGAAUUGAUUCGACAGUCAUUGGAACAAAUCAUGAACUCGGCCAUGGACACACCCAAGAACGUGCAGCAAAACAAUGCCCAGAAUGCCAUUCUAUUCGAGGCCAUCAACCUGCUCAUUCACCUCGACACGGAGCAUGCCUUGAUGAUGCAGAUUUCUUCACGACUCGGAAAAUUCAUCCAAUCACGCGAAACCAAUGUUCGCUAUCUUGGCCUAGAAGCCAUGACUCAUUUUGCUGCUCGAGCAGAGACCCUGGACCCUAUUAAAAGCCACCAACCAUAUAUUCUGGGUUCAUUGAGAGAUCGCGAUAUUAGCGUUCGACGAAAAGGAUUGGACCUUCUUUAUAGCAUGUGCGAUGUAACAAACGCACGAACCAUUGUGGCCGAACUUCUAUCGUACCUACAGUCAGCCGACUACGCUAUUCGGGAAGAGAUGGUACUCAAAGUUGCCAUUUUGGCUGAGAAGUAUGCCACUGACGCUCAAUGGUAUAUUGAUACCUCUGUCAAACUGCUUGCUAUGGCCGGUGACCAUGUCAGUGACGAGGUGUGGCAGCGAGUUAUCCAGAUUGUCACCAACAACGAAGAACUGCAAGCUUAUGCUGCAGAUCAUCUACUAAAAUACCUGAAGGGAGACUGCCAUGACAGCUUGAUCAAGAUAGGCAGCUACGUGCUUGGAGAAUUUGGUCACUUGAUCGCCGAGAACAAGGGUUGCAGCCCGAUCGAGCAAUUCCUGGCACUGCAGCCAAAGAUGUUUACUUGCUCUGAUAACACUCGUGCUAUGAUUCUUUCGUCAUUCAUAAAAUUCGUCAACUUGUUCCCCGAAAUCAAACCCCAGUUGCUGCAGAUGUUCAGGCUAUACAGCCACUCGCCAGAUCCUGAAUUACAACAAAGAGCAUACGAGUAUUUGAGGCUGGCCACUAUGCCUUCUGAUGAUCUGUUACGAACCGUGUGUGAUGAAAUGCCACCAUUCUCCGAAAGAGCUAGUGUGCUGCUGUCGCGUUUGCACCAAAAGACCGCUGGAACGAGCGACAAAAGAACGUGGGUUGUCGGAGGCAAGGAUGCUAAUACGGACAAACAGGAAGUUCUUAUGGCGCAGACAACAGGCUUGAAGCGCACAUUCACGACAAUUGUCAAUGGCGGUCGCAACGGUACCGCCAAUGGAAGUGCCAACAAUGGCGGUGCAUCCAGAGAUCUUGCUGGCCUAGACAUGUCAUCGAAGCCAUCUGCUCCCCCGCCCAACCUAGCAAGUGCUGCUCACUUGAGUCCCGACUGGGAAUACGGCUUCAACCGGCUGUAUUUUGCCGAUGAAGGUGUUUUGUUUGAAGAUGCUCAGAUCCAGGUUGGCUUGCGCUCGGAGUACCGGGCACAUCUCGGUGUGGUCAAGAUGUAUUUCACAAACAAAGCCUCCUUCCCGAUUGGAUCUUUCACCACGACAUUGGACAAUCCCGCCUCGCCGCAUCUGAAGAUUGAUACAAAGAAUUUGCCUGAUUCAACCAUUCAACCAGCUGGACAGACACAGCAGACGAUAUUCGUCGAGGCCCACGGACCAUUCUCGGAUGCGCCAACGAUCCGUAUAUCUUAUCUUGCAGGUGCUUUGCAAGCUUAUACACUCCAACUUCCGAUAUUGAUGCACAGAUAUAUGGAUCCAUCCGACCUAUCAGCAGAAGACUUUUUCAAGAGAUGGCGACAAAUCGGGGGUGCACCGCUCGAAGCCCAAAAGACAUUCAAUGUAACCGGAAAGGGACGCAUGAUACACGAAAAGUUUACCAAGUCUGUUGUGACUGGCUUUGGAUGGAAAAUUCUCAACGGCGUGGACCCGAACGCUAGUAACAUUGUGGGCUGUGCCGUAUAUCAGGUCGAGAAUGGUAAAACGGGUUGUUUGUUACGACUUGAGCCGAACUAUGAGAAAAAUAUGUAUCGUAUCACGAUUCGGGCAACACAGGAGAACGUACCCCAAAUACUUGCGCGACAGAUGGAGCAACGACUAUCGAUCGGAGUCAGCGUUGAUGCUGAUUUGCAGUGA
Talaromyces amestolkiae is the source of this 2823-nucleotide messenger RNA. RefSeq lists its product as uncharacterized. The record is from RefSeq and is a predicted model, not a curated record. Gene Ontology annotation, molecular function: clathrin-cargo adaptor activity. The transcript is spliced from 4 exons. Gene Ontology annotation, cellular component: AP-2 adaptor complex; membrane coat. The coding region runs from base 1 to 2823 and encodes 940 amino acids. Gene Ontology annotation, biological process: intracellular protein transport; clathrin-dependent endocytosis. NCBI's taxonomy places the organism in Eukaryota, Fungi, Ascomycota, Eurotiomycetes, Eurotiales, Trichocomaceae.